Messenger RNA from Dothidotthia symphoricarpi CBS 119687, 3252 nucleotides. RefSeq lists its product as uncharacterized. The transcript has 5 exons. The record is from RefSeq and is a predicted model, not a curated record. The coding region runs from base 1 to 3252 and encodes 1083 amino acids. Lineage: Eukaryota; Fungi; Ascomycota; Dothideomycetes; Pleosporales; Dothidotthiaceae.
AUGACGGAUAUCGGCGCCGAGUUGUCGUCAGAACUGACGAGGAUAAUUGAGUGUCCCUAUCCGGCGUCCUUAGCCAACUUAGCAGGUCUUCUUGCCCGUACUGAUGCUCACACGAUUCGCGCCUGUAUCCACAACCGCCCACCCUGUGCGGUGGCUAGGUUGGCGACAUUAGUCUGUGAAGCACUGCCUCUCUGGGCCUACACCUUGCGCGUAUUACACUCUCUGUGUCAUUCCCCCGAGUUUAGGGAUAAACUGUUGCUCCAGAAUCAUGGCUUGCUAAACGCCUUGCUUGCGAAAGCAAACUCUUCGCAAAGAGACUUUGAUGAUUAUGUCGAGUUAUGUGUGCUCAUCCUCUCGCGACCACUUCCGGAGUCGGUGUCACUUCCAACAAGUGCUCAAUCCUUCUUUCUUCGAGUCUUCGAAAAAGCGACCCAGAAGCCAGACUUGAGCACCCUCAAACCAGUGUAUUGUAUGCUCAAUGGAGCGUGUCGGCAGCUGCUCGGUCUUCUUCCAACAGAGACACGGCAACAAUUUGACCGGGAGCUGUGUCAUAUCUUGUCUUCCAAUGGCACGGGUCAAAAUUCUAUGCUAUUGCUGUGGUGUUUUGGCAUAGUACUCCUCGCGGAACAUCCUGAAAAUGUUGGUGCCCUCCAAAACCUGCGGUCUAGCUUUGACCAACCGGUGUCAACCCCACAUUUAGAGCAGCAGUGGAAAACUGCGUCAGGCCGGAAGCUCUUUGGCUCCACGAGUGGGUUAUACAAAACAAUCAACUUGACCUACCUAAGCGUCAUCUGGGCAGCGAAAGGCGAUGUUGGUGUAACAGACGCCGAAGCCAUCGAAGGUAUUCGCAUCGCUGUAAGGACCUUGUGGUUUGUGGACCGAGACAUACGAGAAGGAUGGCCCAAGUCCAGCGCGUUGGCAAAGAACAUAUUUCCAAAACUUCCCUCCAAGAUCCUACGUUCAGGAAUUUGUCCAGCUCUCCAACUUGAAGCCUUGUGUUUCUAUGCAAUGAUUGCAGGGGAGAAGUAUCUCCUGCCAGAAGUUGUGGCACAAUAUGAGGACUGCUUGACACAGAUACCAAGCUUUGCCAAUGCCGACUCUCUUGGUGAGACUCUUUCAGUGUCGCUCCCGAUAUUCGCUCCGCAUUUACAAGAAAACUCUGUCCGAACGUUACUAUACGGGAUAUUGAACGCGUGCAUUUCAGCUCCGACCUCCCAUCAGUUGUCAAACUUCAUAACGUUGAUUGAUGGGCUUACCACAGCCUUACGCAGUUGCGCCCUGCUACGAUCCAAGAUGCUGCUUGCAAUAUCGUCAAAUAAUCUUCAAGAAAAGCUCUGGAGUUUUAUCCAUGAUAGGUCAGUGAAGGAAAGCAGCACUUGUCGUACGAACGCCGCGUCGCUACAUCGAGAGGUGGUGUCAGCUACGAUUGCAUCGCUGUUGACUCUUGUCCUUACAAUGGGACCAACAGAGUUGUCGGUUCCACACGUUCUUGUCGCUGCUCUCAUCAAAAAGCAACGAGAACUUCCGUAUGUCUCGAGUCAAUGCUCUCAUAUACUGGCAACCGCCCCUCCCUCAAUAUCAUUGUUCCAACAAGAGUGUACCCAAUUCACUGGUCAGCAUUUGCAGGACUGGAGGGACCGGCUCAAAUCGGAGCUCGAGAGUCAGAACUUCUAUCAAAGGGACUCGGUCGUGCGUUCCGUUGCGCAGAUUUGCCAGGACCUCGAGACUCGGUGUAACACUGUUGAGGAACCGUUACGGCGUGAGCAGGAGAGGUCAAAAGAGUUAGAGCAGCAAAUUUCUCAGUUGAAGGAGCAGGUAUCGUCACUCAAAUCGCAAGCAGACGAUGACCGGUAUCACUUGGAGGGCUUAGAAGAUGAGAAGCUCAUAAUGGCAGAAGAGAAGAAUAGAGUUGCGACGAAGCUUGACGAACUGAAAGUGGAAUUCGCCGAGGCUGACAGAGCGGUUCAAGAGACAUUGCGUACCGUUCAGGAGGAGUUCCAUGCAAAAGAGCUAGACUUUCGAUCGGCAACUUUCAAACACGAGGAAAACAUCCGCGCAGGUGCCAAUGAGAUUGAGGCGCUGAACGGUUCUGUUAGUCAGCUGAGGCGCACUUUGGAAGAGAACAAAGCAAAGCAAGACGCCUUACACGAGCAACACCAGGACUUGCAGAGCCGAUUCGAUGAAUCUGAAAGUCAACUCGACAGCGAGCGUGAAACUGUUUUCAGGCAAUCUGAAGAGAUAAAGCGACUCAAGAAUCAAAACACUGAUAUAGACAAUCAGCUGCUGAGCACGGAGACAGAGCUUGAGGUCAUUACGGGGCGGUUGAGCGACCUUCAAGUGAGCCACCAGGAACUGGUGCAAUCCUCGGAAGAGGUGUUGAGGGAACUGGAGGUAAAAUACACUGAUGAUAUGGAUGCUGCAGCCGCUAAAGCCGAAGAUCAAUCUGCCAAAUUGAACAACGAAUUACAAAUUGCCCUACACAAGGGCCGUGAGGCCAAAGAAGCUUAUGAUGAAGUCCGGCGAGAGUUCCAGCUUCUGCAGAACUCUGUCCCGCCACUCGAGGCCAAACUCCAGGAACUCACCGAAUUCUGCACGGAGCAAGAAGAGGAACUUGAAGAGUUGAGGACACUGCGGAGGAAUGUCCUGAAAUCGUUCGGUCUCGCAACACCGAACCCUCUGGCGAUACGGUCAGCUGCUCGUCCGCAGACGGAGACCAAUGAUCCCCAGACUCCGCGCGCGCCUCGUGAACAUCGGCGUCGGAAAUCAGCCAUUCAGACCCAAGACGUCAUGCCAAAGGCUACAGGAAGUACUCAGGGUCCACCAAAUACCACAAUGGAGAACGUCGCGGAUGCUUCUUCUGACUCCCACGGCUCGCAGAAUGGUCCGACGCCCAAGCGUCCUAAGCCACGCCCGUCUUUCAAAGUGCCUGCGAUGCAUACUCCAUACACUCAAAAACCUAUACUCAAUUCCAGAUCGCUUUCUAAGAAAUUGUCGCCCUCUAAGCGCUCGGCUUUGAGGCAGCUGUCUCCAAAUCGCCGACAUACUACUGUUGGGUUUGCCGCAUCUGAGAAUGAGGAAGAAUAUCAAUACGAUGAGACAACGUCGGCAAGGAAGAGGCGCGGCAGUCUGCAGCAGCCAGAUUUCGACAUGGAUGAUUUCUUGGCGGGCACACCGCUUAUGACUCCCGGUCGGUUCGAGACGGGCACGGGAAGAGUUCCCGAUGAAGACGAUGUUACUACUACAGAACUAUAA